AUGCUCGAGGCUCGUGUCAAGCAGGCAUCCGUGCUCAAGAAGCUCCUUGAUGCUAUCAAGGAGCUCGUCACUGACGGCAACCUCGACUGCUCCGACGAGGGAAUCGCGAUGGACAACUCGCACGUUGCCCUCGUUUCGCUGAAGCUGGUUGCCGACCAGUUCGAGUCGUACCGCUGCGACCGCAACAUCCCCCUUGGUGUUAACCUCACGUCGCUCACGAAGAUCCUUAAGUGUGCCAAGGACAACGAUGUUGUCACGCUGAAGGCUGCCGACGACGCGGACAGCCUUGGUCUCGUCUUCGAGUCGCCGAAGGAGGACCGUGUCGGCGAGUACGAGAUGAAGCUCAUGGACAUCGACCAGGAGCAUCUCGGUAUCCCGGACACGCAGUACGACGCCACGAUCACGAUGUCGUCGCAGGAGUUUGCUCGUAUCUGUCGUGACCUGACCGCGCUCGGCGAGAGUGUCAAGAUCGAGGCGUCGAAGGAGGGUGUCCGAUUCUCCUCGGAGGGUGAGGUCGGCUCUGGUUCCGUUCUCCUGAAGCAGACCGCCGGCUCCGACCGCCGGACGCGUGCCAAGACGGACCCCGAUGAGGAGGAGGAGGAGGAGGACGAGAAGCCGGAUGUCUCGGAGGGAGACGGCGAGGACGAGAUUGACGACGAGGACCGCCCGAAGAAGCGCAAGGCGAACGGCACCUCGAAGACUGCGUCCAAGAAGGGCAAGGCUGCCGCGAGCGACGAGGACGUCGGCGUCUCCAUCAUCCUCGAGAAGCAGGUCUCGCUCACCUUCUCGCUCAAGUACCUGUCCAACUUUGCCAAGUCGGCCCCGCUCGCCCGCGAGGUCUCGCUCAACAUGAGCAACGACGUGCCCCUCCUCGUCCAGUUCGAUUUCGAGCAGGGCACGCUCCAGUUCUUCCUUGCCCCCAAGAUCUCGGACGAGUAA
Trichosporon asahii var. asahii CBS 2479 is the source of this 939-nucleotide messenger RNA. Its product is annotated as DNA polymerase processivity factor. Gene Ontology annotation, biological process: translesion synthesis; leading strand elongation; regulation of DNA replication. Gene Ontology annotation, molecular function: DNA binding; DNA polymerase processivity factor activity. The record is from RefSeq and is a predicted model, not a curated record. Lineage: Eukaryota; Fungi; Basidiomycota; Tremellomycetes; Trichosporonales; Trichosporonaceae. Bases 1 to 939 code for a protein of 312 amino acids. The transcript has 4 exons. Gene Ontology annotation, cellular component: PCNA complex.